Oryza brachyantha (malo sina) is the source of this 1584-nucleotide messenger RNA. RefSeq lists its product as uncharacterized. Lineage: Eukaryota; Viridiplantae; Streptophyta; Magnoliopsida; Poales; Poaceae. The record is from RefSeq and is a predicted model, not a curated record. The transcript is spliced from 2 exons. The coding region runs from base 25 to 510 and encodes 161 amino acids.
GAAGUCUUGGAAGUAUGCCUAUUGAUGACUACUUCUGGUGUCUUCGAAAGCAUGGAGCUAACUGACUUGGAGUACUUUUGGGUUUGUGGUUUUGGUGGAGCAGAAACUAGAAAAGAAGUGAUUGCGGCUUUCCUCUUUGCUUGCUUUCCCUUUGUCCCAGAACUUGGCUUUGUUGAUGGCUCAGGAACUUGUUCCUCAUCAUUUGGAACUUGUUCAGUUUCAUCGACCUCUUGGAAAAGCGUUAUCCUUGAGGUCUUCUUCAUUGCAGCUAGUGCCUUUUCUACUGCUGAAGUUAGAGAUGAAGCAUCGGUGGCUGCCGAUGAAGAGCUCUCACCACCACCACCAGCAGUUGAGGAAGGAGCAGCCGAUGAAGCUUCAACUCCAUCACUUGAGGUUGAGGAAGGCAUGAUGACUUCCACAGCAUCACGCCGCCGUGGCCGCUCAACAUCUGCCAAAGUGCAAAGUUCAGAACUGAGAAUCAGACCAAAAAUCAACAAAUUCAGAAGUUGAAGCAGAGCAAUGUGCACUAACCACUGGAGGAGGAGCUCAUAUUGCUUGCAGGUGUGAUACCGGAGGGAGGAAGCAAGCCUGAGUGCCAGAUUGCCUAGUGCCUAGGGGAGGCGGCAGAGGCAGAGUCAGGGACUCAGGGGAGCUGGAGAGGCGGAGAUAGAGGAGGAGAGGAUGGGGGCGACCGGGCGAGAAGCACGGGCUGGCGAGGAGUUGAGGACGACGGCGGCGAGAAGCAGAACAGCAGAGAACGCGAACUCGCGAAGAGGAGAGGAAAGAAAUUGGCGGCGCAGGGGAGUCUGGGAGAGAGAGGUGAUGGCGCAGGGGAGAGAGAAGAAACCCUAAAAAUAUUGGGCCGGCCCAACUAAAGUGAUGGCGCAGGGGAGAGAAGUGAUGUCUAGGCCUGAUCGGCCUGAUCGUUUUCCACCUCUGAUCGGCCAAUUGAUCGGACCUGAUCGCCGAUUAAUCGGACGAUCAGGUUUCUGAUCGGCCUAAUCGUUUAGAACACCCUGAUCGAGGUCAGGGGACCGAUUAGCCCGAUUAAUCGCGAUUAAUCGGACGAUCAGAUAACAUUGCUGUCACAUCAAAUUGUUGGUUGUCACAUAUGUUGUUCUUAGGAAUUAGGAUCUCUUUUCAUCAUAAUGUUGCGAAUAGCUCAUUAUCAAUCUGCAGAGCAGUUUCUUUUUUCUUAAAGUACUCAAAUACUUGUUGGCUGAUUCCUUUCUUAUUGAUCCAAGUUUUGUGGUACAAGCGUGCAAAAUAUAAGAUUUAUUUGGAGCACCAUUAAAAAUUGAAAAAAACAACAAUAUACUAAAAAAACAGAAAAUUGAGAAGUAUAAGUAUGUCAACCAGUUUGGAGACUCACGUUUAAGAUGCAUUCUAUCAUAAACUGAUCGAGUUUGGUUUAGGAACUGCAGUUACAGGAUUACAAAAUUCAAUUUUCAUGUAGAAUCCUAGAUCUUGCACUGUGACUGCAUGUUUGUAGUAAUUAGCCAUAAUCCACUCUGGUGAAGUUGUCACAUUUCAAAAGCCUUGCGUAUCAUGAUGGAUUCCAACGCCCUACAUUCAAAGUGUAGU